Molecule: messenger RNA, 867 nt
Organism: Ostertagia ostertagi
Lineage: Eukaryota; Metazoa; Nematoda; Chromadorea; Rhabditida; Trichostrongylidae
Source: the annotation of a GenBank genome assembly
AUGAUGAACGAACCGCUCUACAUCGCGUCCACGCAAGGUCAAGUGGAUGGCUGUAAUGACGAUAGCAACUGUGACCAAUAUAUGCCUUUUGCAAAAUGUCAUACUACAGCAUCAGAUCCGGCAAAUCGUUUGUAUAAAGGCCUUUGUUAUUCAACCAACGAGACGAUGUUUAUUACAUCUGCCACUGAAGCCACUUCUGCGUCCACCACUGAGAUGACAUCCACAGAAGAGAGUACUACAAUGGCUGAAACGAUUGAAGCAUCGUCCAUGACAACUGAGGAGACAACUAUGGGUACUGAAGAAACGACUAUGGGUUCUGAAGAAACGACUAUGGGUAUGACGACUGAAGAAACAACUAUGGGUAUGACGACUGAAGAAACAACCAUGGAAGCAUCAACAACAACAACACCCUUUUAUAAUCCCAUGACAGACAUAAUUCGCACGAAUAUUACCAACAUGCACAAUUAUCGCAGGUGCUUUCCAGACGUACAGCACGACAUUGGAGCACGACGCUCAAGCUUAUGCGAACACACUGCCCAUCCAUGGGCCUCCAGCAAUCAACAAUUUUGGCGUGUGAUCAAAUCGCAGAGCAUCAACCCGUCAAUGGUGUUUUCGGGAACGCUUAUUCAAAACGAAUAUUUGCAACCAUUUACACAGAUGGCCUGGGCUACUACCAAGCAAUUCGGUUGUGGUGUCAAGCUUUGUGGUAGCAACUAUGUUGUUGUGUGUCGAUACUCCCCGCGGGGCAAUAUCCCCCUCAGCAAUAUCUACAACGUGGGCACGAAAUGCACAGCAUGUCCAAACAGCUGUUCCACAGAAUAUCUGUACCAGGGACUUUGCAUGGGGUCUACUAUGAGAGGUCAUUGA